Messenger RNA from Cladophialophora bantiana CBS 173.52, 1668 nucleotides. RefSeq lists its product as uncharacterized. NCBI's taxonomy places the organism in Eukaryota, Fungi, Ascomycota, Eurotiomycetes, Chaetothyriales, Herpotrichiellaceae. Gene Ontology annotation, biological process: ketone body catabolic process. Gene Ontology annotation, molecular function: succinyl-CoA:3-oxo-acid CoA-transferase activity. The transcript is spliced from 2 exons. Bases 1 to 1668 code for a protein of 555 amino acids. The record is from RefSeq and is a predicted model, not a curated record.
AUGAACCUGCUGCGGAGAAUCGCCGUCGUGUCAUCGUCAUCAGCAUCUUCGUUGUCGCCGUCUUCAACCUUGAUAUCUCUUGCACCGAGGACACAGCUGAAGAGGAAGCGGUAUUUUAGCAGCACCAGGCCGAGCCUCCGACAACAACGGCAGGACACCCUCUCUACGCAGCAAAGACAGCAGGCCCCCGUUGUUGACAGAGGGGCAUCCAAGGUGUUUGGGAGCGCCGAUGAUGCCAUCGCGGACCUCCAGGACGGAAUCACCGUUCUGAGCGCCGGCUUUGGGCUUUGUGGCGUCGCGGAAACUCUCAUUGAUGCGAUUCGGAAGAAAGGACUUCGCGAUCUCACCGUCGUCUCCAACAAUGCUGGAGCGGGCGACUACGGUCUGGCGAAACUGACGUCCACGGGCCAGAUCUCGCGGAUGGUCGUAUCCUUCAUCGGCAACAACAAAUCGCUCGGCCAGCAAUACCACGACGGCCAGGUGGCCAUUGAGCUUUGUCCACAGGGUACGAUCGCCGAGCGCCUGCGCGCAGCGGGGGCCGGGAUCCCUGCCUUCUUCACAGCCACGGGAGCACGCACUCUGAUCGAGACCGGGGGCAUCCCGAUGCGUCUCGGACCCAAGGACCCUCAGACGGGCAAGCACGCCAUCGUGGAGCCGGGCCGGCCACGAGAGACACGCAUCUUCGACGGCAGGACGUACAUGAUGGAGACGGCGCUCCGGGGGGACGUGGCGAUCGUGCGCGCCUGGAAGGCUGACGAGGCGGGCAACUGCAUCUUCCGCUCGACCACCAAGACAUACGGCGUGCUGAUGCCCAAGGCCGCCAGGAUGGCCAUUGUCGAGGCCGAGAACAUCGUGCCUGUCGGAUCCCUGGACCCGGACCACGUCGAUCUACCCGGCAUAUACAUCGACCGCAUCUGCCCCGCGACCUCUGCCAAGCAUAUUGAGAAGCUCGUCCUCGCAUCCACCAUGGAGCACGCCGCAGCCGAGCAAAGCCCCGAGGCGGCCAAGCGCAACCGCAUCGCCAGACGCGCGGCCAAGGAACUGAAGGACGGCUACUACGUCAACCUGGGCGUCGGCAUUCCCACGCUGGCGCCGUCGUUUCUCCCAGCCUCGACCAAGGUCUGGAUACAGUCUGAAAAUGGUCUCAUCGGGAUGGGGCCGUACCCGUCGUCGCCCGAGACAGCGGAUCCAGACACGGUCAACGCGGGCAAGGAAGCCGUGACGCUGGUGCCGGGCGCCUCGACUUUCGACUCGGCCGAGUCCUUCGGCAUGAUCCGCGGUGGCCACGUCGAUAUCUCGAUUCUCGGCGCCCUCCAGGUCUCUGCCCAGGGCGAUCUGGCCAACUACAUCAUCCCGGGAAAGGCCUUCAACGGCAUGGGCGGCGCCAUGGACCUCGUGAGCAACCCGGACAAGACAAUGAUCAUUGUCUGCACCUACCAUACCGACAAGGACGGGCGAAGUAAGAUUGUGGAGGAGUGUGACUUGCCGCUCACGGGUAAGGGGGUCGUGAGCAUGAUCAUUACCGAGUUGGCCGUCUUCGAAGUCGAUAGGGCCGGCGGCAAGGGGUUAAUCCUGAAGGAGACGGCCAAGGGUGUCACUGUAGAUAUGGUCAGAGAGAAGACGAGCGCAAGAUUCACGGUGGCCGAGAACUUGGGAACGAUGGAAUGA